AUGGCGGUUUCGGCCCAGACCAAGAACGCGCGGCGCCGCGCCAUGCGGAAGGCCAAAAAAGAAGAGACGCCAGCCCCCGAAUCAAGACCUGCGUCGCCGCCACCGGCAGAGAAGCCCGUCGAGCGAGAGACCAAUGCUGCGACCGAUGGAGAUGCCGCUGAACCCGUUACUUUUGAUGCCCACAUCGACGAGAACGAUCCGCUAUUUGCCCAGUUCCAGGGCGUUAUUCAGAGGUUCCAACAGACGGAUGCCUCCGAGGCUCUGAAACCAGAGAAGCCGGAGGUCUUCUAUGACGACAAUGACGACAUUCCCGACGAGGAUGAUGAAGGGCAGAAGAUGUCAAAAAAGAAGCGAAAGCAGCAGAACAAGCUGUCGAUCGCAGAGCUCAAAGCUCUGGUCAGAAAACCCGAGCUUGUUGAAUGGACUGAUACGUCGGCACCAGAUCCGCGAAUGCUCGUGUCCAUUAAAUCUCAUCGCAAUGUCGUGCCCGUCCCCGGACACUGGUCGCUUAAACGCGAGUAUCUCUCGUCGAAGCGCGGUAUUGAAAAGCCCCCAUUCGCCCUCCCCAAGUUUAUUCAAGAUACCGGUAUUGCGGAGAUGAGAGACGCGGUGCUGGAAAAGCAAGACCAACAGUCGCUGAGGCAAAAGCAGAGAGAGCGCGUUCAGGGAAAGCUUGGCAAGCUCGAUAUCGACUACCAGAAGCUCUACGAAGCAUUCUUCAGAUUUCAAACCAAGCCUGAGCUAACGCGGUAUGGCGAGGUCUACUACGAGGGCAAGGAGUACGAGACAAACUUGAGACAUCUUCGACCUGGUGAGCUAAGUGAAGAGCUGAAAGAAGCUUUGAACAUUCCGCCUGGUGCGCCUCCGCCAUGGCUGAUCAACCAGCAGCGCUUCGGGCCUCCGCCUUCAUAUCCUGCGCUCAAGAUUCCGGGCUUGAAUGCCCCACCCCCUCCUGGCAGCCAAUGGGGCUUCCAUCCAGGUGGAUACGGCAAGCCGCCUGUGGAUGAGUACAACAGGCCACUCUACGGAGGUGAUGUGUUUGGUGUACUUCAGCCGAAUCAAGAACAACCAGUCGGUGAGCCGGUCGAAAAGACCCUGUGGGGCGAGCUUCAAGAGCCCGAGGAGGAAUCGGAGGAGGAAGAGGAUGAAGACGAAGAGGAAGGUGAGGAGGACGAAGAAAUGGCGGAGGAGGAUGUGGGUGCGUCCAUGGGUGGUAUUGAGACACCGAGCGGCACAGCCUCUGCUAUGCCCUCAGAGUAUGGUGGCACAGAGAGCGUCGCGGGUGACUUCACGCUGCGCAAGCAGAAGCGUGGCACUGAGACGGAAGAGGUCACGCAGCCGCGCUCGGCUUACACGGUUUUGCCUGAGCACACGACCCGUGCCUCGGGCUUCUUCGGCAGCGAACGUGGAUAUGAUCUCAAGGCCGCUCAGCAAAACCUCCCGGUACUUGGACAGGAGGACAAUCGCCGGAAGAGGAAGGCUGGCGAUGUUGAUGUUAGCGUGGACGUGGAUGCUUUGGAAAGAGAUGACAAGCUGAGCAAGGAGGAGCUCCAGAAGCGCUACGAAGCUCAGCGGCAGGCCGAAGGACAGGGCCAGUGGGCCGGUAGGGUUGAUCAAGAUGACUUGAGCCAGAUGAUUGCCGAUGAGAGCCGCAAGCGGCUGAAGAAGGACGAAGAGCGCCGUAACAGACGCUAA
This is a messenger RNA of Aplosporella prunicola CBS 121167, 1695 nucleotides long. RefSeq lists its product as uncharacterized. Gene Ontology annotation, cellular component: precatalytic spliceosome; U2 snRNP; U2-type spliceosomal complex. The record is from RefSeq and is a predicted model, not a curated record. Lineage: Eukaryota; Fungi; Ascomycota; Dothideomycetes; Botryosphaeriales; Aplosporellaceae. Bases 1 to 1695 code for a protein of 564 amino acids. The transcript is spliced from 2 exons. Gene Ontology annotation, biological process: mRNA splicing, via spliceosome.